Molecule: messenger RNA, 1091 nt
Organism: Durio zibethinus
Lineage: Eukaryota; Viridiplantae; Streptophyta; Magnoliopsida; Malvales; Malvaceae
Product: thaumatin-like protein 1b
Source: RefSeq, a predicted model, not a curated record
AUUCACAUCAAAUAACAAAGAAAGCAAUUAAUCAGUUAAUUGUUAAGCAAUGUCGAAGCUUUACUUGGUCUUUGCCCUUUCCUUGGCCAUGCUUGUUUCAGGGGCUCACAUGGCAACCCUCAAUAUCAGAAACAACUGUCCAUUUACUAUCUGGCCAGGAACCCUUACUAGUGGUGGUGGAUCUCAAUUGCCAAACACUGGAUUCGAGUUAGCCCCCCAAGGAUCAAAUUCCAUUAACGUUCCAGCUCCAUGGACAGGCAGGCUUUGGGCUCGAACACAAUGCUCAAGCUCAUCCGGAAGAUUCACUUGUGCCACAGCAGACUGUGGCUCUGGCCAGGUUGGCUGCAAUGGAGCAGGUGCAGCCCCUCCAGCAACCCUUGCAGAGUUCACUCUAGCAGCAAAUGGAGGACAAGAUUUCUAUGAUGUCAGCCUGGUAGAUGGCUUUAACUUGCCAGUUUCAAUAACCCCACAAGGCGGUUCUGGUCCAACCUGCACCACGACUAGCUGUGCGGCAAAUGUGAAUUCAGUUUGCCCAUCAGAGCUAGCUGUUAGAGGAUCUGAUGGGAAUAUCAUAGCCUGCAAAAGUGCAUGUGUGGCUUUCAAUCAACCUCAGUAUUGUUGCACUGGUGAAUAUGAUUCACCCCAAACAUGUCAACCAACAAACUACUCCAUGAUCUUCAAGAAUCAGUGCCCUCAGGCUUAUAGUUAUGCUUAUGAUGAUCAAUCUAGCACUUUCUCCUGCACUGGUGGACCUAAUUACCUCAUCACUUUCUGUCCAUGAGGGCUUACAAGCAGGAAGCGGCUCUAUUGCUUUGCAUACUUAUGAUUCUAGAAUUUAAAAGGAAAAAAAAAAGAAAACCACUACUGUUGGUUAUUAUCAAAUAAACAGACAUAAAAACCUUCUUGGUUUUAAUUUUAUGUCAAUACGAUAGAACGUUAAAUAAAUUUAACAUUGCAAAUAGUAUUUGUUUGCAGCCUGUUGCAAGCUUACAAUUAUAUCUAAUAAAUCAUAUUCUCCCCAAGCAAGAACCAAUCUUUUUUGUUUUGAAAUUAUGUUUGUAUCGGUAAUUGUCAUAGAAUUAGAAAGGUAA